AUAAUCUAUAUAACGCACAAAAACCACAAAACCGGAGGAGUAAUAGCCAGUUGGAAAUCCGCCCCUCUCUCUUAAACUGUUCUGUUAUAAUGACAAGAAUCAAUCCAAUAGCUUAAACGAAACUCACACCCGGUCCCUCCUCCCCCCUCUCUCUCUAAACUCUCGCUCUAAACUAACGUUCUAUAAUGCCUUUGUGUAAGUAUUGAAGCUUGUUGUAGUUGUUGUGUUUGAGAGAGCCUUCACCGGCAAAGAUGUCGUCGGGCUUCUCAGGGGAAGGUCCUGGCUUUUACACCGCCGGCGGGAUCAGUGGAAGAUCUAUCAGCAUGAACAAUUCUCAGAUUCCGUACCGGUCACAGCUCGCCGGAGUUCUCGCCGAUCCGUCUUCUCAGAUCCUCCAUCGCCAGACUGAUUUGAUCGGCAAACGAUCUCUGGCGGAGUUCCAAAUCCAACAACACCACCAACUCCCUCUCUACCAACAACAACAGCACCCUCUCUACCAACAACAGCAGCAACAACAAAGUUUAGGGCUUUAUCUCAGGCAUGUGAAGGCAAGAACUUACCAACACACCUCUCCGAUCUCUCCUCUAUCCCCUAUAGAUUUCUCUGCUUCAAUUUCACCGGAAACAACUCCGACCACAAUUUCUUCUUCUUCCUCAAGAGCGAUGUCUUCUGCGCGGUAUGGGUUACCGAUUCUUCAACAACUCCGACCACAACCCAUCAAUCCCUGCAACGGAAACGGUAUCAUACCUUCUUCUGCUAACCCUAAUUUCUCCUCUGCUUCGUACCCAAAUUUGGCUCAAAACAGAGUUGCUAGUCAUGAAUCGGUGGGGCAAGAAUCUGAGAAGAAGAUGAUGUAUCAGCUACAAGAGAUCGAGAAACAGCUCUUAGAUGACAGCGACGACGAAGAAGGCGACACUGUAUCUGUAAUCACCAACAGCGAGUGGUCGGAAACGAUUCAGAGCCUCAUCAGUCCCGGUGGUCAGAAGCCCAUUUCACCGUCUCCGACCUCAUCUUCAUCCUCGUGCUCGUCUUCAUCGGCUUCUCCGCCAACUGUAUGUCCCAAACAGUCGUUAAUGGACGCUGCAUCGGCAAUUUCCGAAGGAAAAACAGAGGCUGCAACAGAGAUCCUCACUCGCCUGAGCCAGAUUUCCAACCCGAAGGGCACUUCCGAGCAGAGGUUAACGGCGUACAUGGCGUCGGCGCUACGGUCGCGCGUGAACCCCACCGAAUAUCCUCCUCCGGCGGCUGAGCUUUACGGCAAAGAUCACACAGACUCAACUCAAAUGCUAUACGAAGUAUCCCCCUGUUUCAAGCUCGGUUUCAUGGCGGCCAAUCUCGCAAUCCUCGAAGCCAUAUCGCAGCAAAAGCUCAAUAAGCUUCAUGUGGUCGAUUUUGAUAUCGGCCAAGGCGGUCAGUAUAAGCAUUUGAUUCACGCGCUCGCCGCAAAGAAGGGCGAGAGAAUUAGCUUAAAGAUCACCACUUUCAUGGACUUUGCGAAUGGAAGUGAAGAGCGGUUGAGGAUGGUCGGAGAAGGACUCAAAGCAGUCGCGAACAAGGACGGAGUUUGUUUGAAUUUCAGUGUUUUGAGCCUCAAAAUAUGUGAUCUUAGUCUGCAGACAUUGGGUGUGGAGUCUGAUGAGGUUCUCGCCGUGAAUUUCGCGUUUUUGCUGUAUAAGUUGCCAGACGAGAGCGUGACGACGGACAAUAUGCGCGACGAGAUGCUCCGUCGUGUGAAGGGGCUAGCCCCGGCGGUGGUGACGGUUGUGGAGCAGGAGAUGAACGCGAAUACGGCGCCGUUCGUGGCGCGUGUGUCAGAGGCGUGUGGGUAUUUCGGGGCGUUGUUCGACUCGCUCGACUCGACCCUUUCAAAGGAUAAACUGGAGCGAGUUAAGAUCGAGGAGGGACUGGGUCGGAAAGCGGCGAACUCGGUUGCGUGCGAAGGGAGGGACCGCGUUGAAAGAUGCGAGGUGUUCGGCAAGUGGCGGGCCCGGAUGGGCAUGGCUGGGUUCAAACUGAAACCGCUGAGUCAAAGCGUCGCUGAGUCGCUCCGAUUCAACUCAGGCACUAGAUUCAAUGUCAAAGAAGAAACCGGAGGGAUCGGCUUUGGUUGGAUGGGACGAACACUAACCGUCGCAUCUGCGUGGAUUUAACUUUCAUUUUCCUUUCCAUCCUAUUCCCCCCUCUCUCUCUCUCUCUCACUGUCUGUCUCUAAAAAGUAUUAAUUGUUAUAUAAUUAUGGUUUUUAUGAGAAGAAAAGAAAGACCCACCAAACAAAGUUUUAUAAUAAACGGCGUGUUUGGACAUGAGGAAGAAUAGAGAAGCUGCAUUUGUUAGUUUGUUUUACAAAAAGUAGUAGUGGUGGUGUUUGGCAUAUUAUGCUGACUUGUAUGUAUUUCGUUAUCCCCUCUCAAUGGAGGGCUCCACUCUUAAGAUUAUAUUUUUCAUU
Messenger RNA from Cornus florida, 2446 nucleotides. Its product is annotated as scarecrow-like protein 8. NCBI's taxonomy places the organism in Eukaryota, Viridiplantae, Streptophyta, Magnoliopsida, Cornales, Cornaceae. Gene Ontology annotation, molecular function: sequence-specific DNA binding; DNA-binding transcription factor activity. Gene Ontology annotation, biological process: regulation of DNA-templated transcription. The transcript has a single exon. The record is from RefSeq and is a predicted model, not a curated record. The coding region runs from base 252 to 2150 and encodes 632 amino acids. Gene Ontology annotation, cellular component: nucleus.